GAAGUACAGAAGUUGAAUCAGCAGCUAGAGGAGAAAAACGGAGAGAUACAGCAGAUGAUAAAUCAGCCUCCAUAUGAAAAGGAGAGGGAAAUCUUACGACUGCAGAAGACCUUGGCAGAGAGAGAGAAGGCUCAGGCCACCAGUGAUGUUUUGUGCCGUUCACUCACUGAUGAAACUCACCAACUUCAACGCAAAUUAGCAUCCACAGCAGAAAUGUGUCAACAUCUGGCAAAAUGUCUAGAAGAGAAGCAAAGAAAAGAGAAGGGGAAUUCAGAUGACCAGAUACCUACUGAAAGAUCUAAUCAGAUUUUAGACAAUGAAAAUUCACUUCAAACUCUUAUCUGCAACCUACAAGAUGAAAACAGGAUGUUAAAACAAAAAGUAGCUCAUGUGGAAGAUUUAAAUGCAAAGUGGCAGAAAUAUGAUGCGAGUAGGGAUGAGUAUGUGAAGCGACUCCACUUGCAGCUGAAGGAGAUGAAGUCACAGCUGGAGCAGCAGCAUGGUGUAACUCCAGCACAGACAAAUCCUGACCUGAUGCACAAGGAGAUAUUCCGGUUGAACAAGCUACUGGAAGAAAAAAUGAAUGAAUGUGUAAAAACCAAGAGAGAACUAGAAGACAUGAAGAGAACUAGUGAAGGGGAUAAUGAGCGCAUACAAAUGCUGGAGCAACAGGUCCUGGUUUAUAAAGAUGAUUUCACGUCUGAGAGAUCAGACAGAGAAAGAGCACAGAGUAAAAUACAAGAACUUCAAGCAGAAGUUGCAUGUCUGCAACACCAGCUAGCGAGAAGACAGGACUCAAGAGACACAAGUAGUCAUUUCAGAGUUCACGCUGGGAACCAAAAUCAAUUGUAUGUGCCAACAAACAUUGAACAUCUACAAGGCAAUAGCCCAGGCCGAACAGGCAUGAGAAGAACAUCUUCACAGUCUGAACAAGCUUCUCCUCCUGUGGACAAUGGAAACCCAGGGCCUGAAGGCAGGGCACAGGGUGAACUCAGAUGCCCUCACUGCAUGAGGUUUUUCAGUGAUGAACUCGGUGAUGAAUUCCUCAAGCACGUUGCUGAAUGUUGUCAGUGA
Acanthisitta chloris (rifleman) is the source of this 1074-nucleotide messenger RNA. RefSeq names its product TNFAIP3 interacting protein 2 (gene TNIP2). Gene Ontology annotation, molecular function: K63-linked polyubiquitin modification-dependent protein binding. Lineage: Eukaryota; Metazoa; Chordata; Aves; Passeriformes; Acanthisittidae. The transcript has 5 exons. Gene Ontology annotation, biological process: cellular response to lipopolysaccharide; regulation of transcription by RNA polymerase II. The record is from RefSeq and is a predicted model, not a curated record. The annotation marks the transcript as partial.